AUGCGAUUAACGUACAUCCUCACGGCGGUGUUCCUAGCCACUCUCUACGCCAGUAGCACCGCACUCCCGGUCAAGAAUUUCAAGACCAUUAUCAAAAACGAAUCCCCACUCGAUCCCGUCGAUUCCGUAAACGUGAAUGAUGGGCGGCUGCUGCGCGGUCUCGUAAGCCCCGCAUCGGACGGAAAUGGUAUUGAAGAAGAAAGAUUCCUAACGUCGCUGUUUCAAGCAUUGGCAAGACGCAUGAAAAUAAGAAGAUACGUAGCGAAGACAGGCAAACAGGAGCAAUGGCUAGCUCGACUGAGAAAGAAACAUGGUGUCGAAAAUCCCUGA
This is a messenger RNA of Phytophthora infestans T30-4, 330 nucleotides long. RefSeq names its product secreted RxLR effector peptide protein, putative. Bases 1 to 330 code for a protein of 109 amino acids. The record is from RefSeq and is a predicted model, not a curated record. The transcript has a single exon. NCBI's taxonomy places the organism in Eukaryota, Oomycota, Peronosporomycetes, Peronosporales, Peronosporaceae.